CAGCUACACUUCUGCUAAGCUUCAGUCUGCGAGGAGUACAAUUGCCAACAUGGCCAAUGAGGUUUUAAUAGUUAACUGCGACGGCACAUAUCCUUUAGAUUCGGUCGUAUCUUUGUUCCAAAGUGUCACGAAAGGCAAAGAAGUAGUCACACAUCCACUUAUCCUGCAACUGUCCCAGUUACAGGCGGUGAGUGAGAAAGUCAGGCGGCGGCAGCUCCUGUGCGGGGUGUUUGUAGUGAACGCCUACGAGUCACGUCUGAGUAUUAACGAGGAAAACGCCGGGAUAGGGUAUGCUGUGUUGUACAGGGCUUUACUUGAGGCAGCACAAGGACGAGUGCUUGUUGUGAUCGGCGGAGAUGACAGGUACAAGGACGGAGAGCAGGACAACAGCGUCCUGUCCACCUGGGCCUACCACAAGAUCGCCGCACAGUUUGACGACUCGUACCUGGACGGCAGGCGGGGCUUCGUUUUCUCUUGGGACGAGCAGCACAACCCGGUUCACGAGGAAGCUCUCGGACGGUACUUUGUGGCCAUCUUGUCAGGACAAUGUGGCCUAGAGGAGCCCUUUAAGCCAAACCCAAAGGUCCCUUCAAGUCUUAUACCACCAUUAAAGCCAGGCAUUCCUCUGAGCACGUCCAUUGACCUAACGGACAAUAGCCUGCUGGACAAAACACAAACCGGUCCUUUUACACCAUAUACUAUAGAUCACUUUGAUGACAAUGAAACUGGGCGAAUCAUAGAGGAACUUGAGAAAUGCAAGAAGAAAGUUCAAGAAGAAGACCCGGACAGGACAAUAAGAUUUGUUGCCUACCGUGUGAACGGCAAACUAGUGCCAGGAUUCGGAACAUUCUUUGGUGACUUUCCAGAUGACCUUCCAAAGUACAUGAAAGCUGAAAUCAGACACGCAGACAACACACAGAUUGCUGGUGUUAUUGUCUAUGACGAAGGGUCAAAAAAGACUUUAAGUCUGCAGGUUUUCGACUUAUUUGAAAAUGAAGGAGGAUUCAUUGAUGCUGCAAAGGAUAAACUGAGUCGUUUUGCACAGUUUUGUGGCUGGAUACAAAGGAAAUAA
Branchiostoma belcheri (Belcher's lancelet) is the source of this 1072-nucleotide messenger RNA. RefSeq lists its product as uncharacterized. NCBI's taxonomy places the organism in Eukaryota, Metazoa, Chordata, Leptocardii, Amphioxiformes, Branchiostomatidae. The transcript is spliced from 2 exons. The record is from RefSeq and is a predicted model, not a curated record. Bases 50 to 1072 code for a protein of 340 amino acids.